This is a messenger RNA of Odocoileus virginianus texanus, 1635 nucleotides long. Lineage: Eukaryota; Metazoa; Chordata; Mammalia; Artiodactyla; Cervidae. The record is from RefSeq and is a predicted model, not a curated record.
AUGGCUACUGUUGUCAUUUUCAUCUUGGAUGAUGACUUGGAAACAGAUGUGAACAAGCUGAGCUCCAAACCUGGUCUUGACCGACCUGAAGAAGAACUAAUGCAAUACAAGGCGAUGUGUCUUGAGCUUUCCUGCAGCUUUGAGGAACUGGAGUCCAAGCCUGGAGAUGAUCUGAAUUCUGAUGAGACUGAGUAUGCCAAUCACCGUCACAUUCCGACUGCUGCCUCCCCAAAGGGGCUUUGCUUGAAUAAGGACCAAAUCUCCGGGGGACAAGAAAAAGAAGUCCCAGUCCAAACCUCUCUUCUGAGCAGGGUGAAGAUGGGGAGGUCCAACAUACAUCUAACUUCCAAACGAGGACCUGGAAUGAUUUCAUACCAAAAUGUACACUCUAAUGGUCCUGGGAUAGGUUCUUCUGGAAGUGAUGUCUCAAGCAUUCAGGCAUCCUUCCAAGAGGAUGCUUGGGACAUGGAUGCAAUUUCCUGCCCAAGGAUAAGUGCUUCCUUUUCCAAUUCUGCUAAGACUAGAGAAACUGCCAAAUUCAUAGAUCAGCUCCUGCAGACACAUCUGAAGCCUGUGGUCUUCCAUGACCCCUAUCUUUAUAUGGCCAAAGCCGGGAUAACCAGAUCUGUGGCUGACUUCACCAGGAUGGCAUUUCCUGAUUUCUGGGGACAUUGUCCACCUCUCUCUGCCCAGCCUAUGUUGCAACGUAAAUGUGGAGUCCAAAGGAUCAAGAUACUUGAGGAUGUCCGGAGACUCAUCCAGCCAAGUGAUAUUAUAAAUAAGGUUGUCUUCAGUUUAGAUGAGCCUUGGCCUUUGCAAGAUACUGCUUCUGACUGCUUGCAGUUCUUCUCCGCGUUUGAGUCAGGAAAUCUUCGCAAAGCCAUCCAUGUGCGUCAGUUUGAGUAUGACUUACUGGUCAAUGCUGAUGUGAAUAGCACGCAGCACCAGCAGUGGUUCUACUUCAAGGUGAGCGGUAUGAGGGCUGCUAUCCCCUACCGCUUCAACAUCAUCAACUGUGAGAAGCCCAACAGCCAGUUCAAUUACGGGAUGCAGCUGACUCUGUAUUCCGUGAAGGACGCUCUUCUUGGCAGGCCCACCUGGGUACGGACAGGCUACGACAUCUGUUAUUACAAAAAUCAUUAUCGCCAGAGAACAGCCAUAACCGGGGCAGCUUCUGGGAAGUGCUAUUACACGCUCACCUUUACCAUCACCUUCCCGCAUGCCGAAGAUGCCUGCUAUCUGGCUUACCACUAUCCCUACACCUACAGUGCCCUCAUGACUCACCUUGACAUUCUGGAAAAAAGUGUGAACCACAAGCAAGUCUACUUCCGACAGGAGGUUCUCUGCCAGACGCUAGGAGGGAAUUCCUGUCCACUGGUGACUAUCACGGCCAUGCCGGAGUCUAACAGUGCUGACCACCUGGAGCAGUUCCGCACUGUGGCAGGAAGGAAAGAAGGAAGGAAGAUUCAGAACCCUCCAGACCCUUCUGAUCCCAGCACAGAGCUGAGACUGAAUGACCUGGGCCUCAGUGCUGCAAACAUAGUCCCUGAUGGGUUGCAGAAACAACAAUUUGUUUAGCAGCUUUCAAUAUAUACAUGAGCACAGGUCUUUACCGUAAAAAAGCAGAAUAUGAAC